Funneliformis mosseae is the source of this 366-nucleotide messenger RNA. Lineage: Eukaryota; Fungi; Glomeromycota; Glomeromycetes; Glomerales; Glomeraceae. The record is from the annotation of a GenBank genome assembly.
AUGAAUAACCCGUUCCCUAGUAUCUUACCAAACAUAAAUUUCGACAUUAAAUGUCAGGAAAUGGAAUAUUUAAAUGAUAGUAUUAUAUCGGAAUCAGAAACAAUACAUUGUUUAAUCAUAUUGCAAAACGACAUUUACAGAGAAUCUAUCGAGAAUAAUGAUGUUGCUGAGGAUAAUUUGGAAGCUUCAAUGCCAAAGACUUUAGCCCGCCUGUUCCAAAAAGCUUUUCGAGCAGAGGCACGUCUACGAAAGCAAUCCAAGAAGAAAUUUCGUGUUGGUAUUGCUAUGGGAAGGCAUAUGAAGAAAGGCGGGUUUACUAAGGAUACUUUGCGUAAAAAGACUCAAGUGGUUGUAAAGAUUUUUUAA